Molecule: messenger RNA, 2352 nt
Organism: Trichoderma gamsii
Lineage: Eukaryota; Fungi; Ascomycota; Sordariomycetes; Hypocreales; Hypocreaceae
Exons: 8
Coding region: 1-2352 (783 amino acids)
Biological process (GO): carbohydrate metabolic process
Cellular component (GO): extracellular region
Molecular function (GO): lyase activity; carbohydrate binding
Source: RefSeq, a predicted model, not a curated record
AUGAAGCUCAACUCUGUGGCGGGCCUCGUGGCUGCAACAGCCGGCAUUGCCCAAGCUACCGCUUCAUCAGAUGAUUCGCUCGCGAUAUUCGCGAAGCGGAGAACGGCGGAUCUUGCUCAAUUCCCUGAUCCUACGUGGUUUAGCAAAAUCGACUCUUGGCUGUCUUCACAAAAGGAUGACGGGACUUGGUCUGAUGUGAAUUAUCUGUCGGGAUGUCCUGCGCAGCGCGCCAAUUGGCCGAUCCAAGAGCAUUGGAAUAGACUGAUCACCCUGGGCGCUGCAUGGAGCGGUACCAACCCUGCGGUUUCUAGCAGUCGGGCCAAGGACCCCAAGCUUCUGGCGGCGGUGCAGAAAGGUAUGGACUAUUGGUUUAGCAAUGACUAUACUCCUGCGGACUGUAUGGGCAACGGUGGUGACGCAACAAAAGGAUGUCCUUGUGGCACGCCGGGCCUAUGGAAUACAAAUUGGUACGAUCAAGCCAUCUUGAUACCCCAACUGUGUUCGACUGCAUGUCUGCUCGUCAAAGACGCAAACCUCACUGAGACUCAGCAAGCUGGAUGUGAGCGCAUCCCAUAUCGAGCCUACGCUCUUCGAGACGGCACCUAUGGCACAGGCGGCAAAAUGACCGGAGCCAAUGUCGUCCUGAUCAUGCAAAAUUCAGUUACCCUGGCCCUUUUUACUGAUAACAGUACUAUUUUAUCGGACUCCAUGACAAGAGCCAUGAACGAGAUGACUUUCACCGAUACUCCUGGAGCAGACGGUAUCCAUCGUGAUGGUACAUUUCUUCAACACGAUGGCGUCUUGUAUAACGGCAACUAUGGAAAAGAUCUGUUGAAUGCCUUCAUUCAGCUCGAAAGUGAAGCCAUUGGCACUUCAUUCGCUGCUGACAACGAUACACGAGCAGCUAUGUCAACUUACGUCAAAGGUGACGAGUGGCUCAUUUACACGGAUUCUCAAACAAGAACCGAACACUGGGACUUUAACGCCAUCGGUCGCUUUGUUUCUUUCCCCACGGUUGACUUACAAGCCAGCGCGGACAUUAACUUCAACGUCUCGAAACUCGCGGCCGCCACGGCGGACUUUCAGGGUCAAUACGCCGUCAACGAUACUAUCCGCAGACUUCUUUCCAAUGGAACCGAAAAGCUCACGGGCAACAGAGGUUUCUGGGCCAGUGACUACAUGGUCCACCGCCGAACCAACUUUAUGCUCACUAACAAGAUGAUCUCAACUCGAUCAGCCAAUUCGGAAAGUGUGAAUGGAGCCAAUCCCUAUGCGUAUCACAUGGGUCACGGAACACUGUACUCCUAUGUAAAGGGCAACGAGUACAAGGACAUUAUGGGGGCGUGGGAUUGGAAUCUCGUGCCCGGAACGACUACCUUGCUUAACCAGCCCAAGCUCCAGGCAUCUCAAGUGAAGUACUAUGGCUUGAAAGACUUUGUCGGCGUUGUAAGUGAUGGUACAUUUGGCGCCGCUGUUGAAGACUAUGUCGAUCCUCUCACACAAAACCUUUCUUACCGAAAAUCUUGGUUCUAUGUAGACGAAGGUGUUAUCGUCAUUACCACCGAUAUCAAGAAGAACGCCACUGCUGGAAACACUCCCGUUAUCACUGUUCUGGACAAUCGUGCCGCAGAUUCUACUCGCGCUCUCGUGAAAAGCGGCUUUGUUGCGCAACAGGGCGAGCAGCACCUCACCACAGACACUCUCUACUACGCAAACAACGGCUAUCUAGCCUACGACACUCCCUUCCAACUUACCCUGUCUCAAGGCAAGCGAAGCGGCAAUUGGUCAGAGAUCUCUACCUCAACUCAAGGCGUGGAAACUGUCGACAUUUUCUCCGCGUAUACCACCAUCAAGGGCAAUUCGUUUACCUACGGCUUCUUUCCUUCCAUCUCGUCUGUGAAGCUGCUCAAGGAGCUUGUAGACCCUACAUGGACACCCAUCACCAAGAAUGGAAUCUCUGGUGUUUACGGCAAGGGCAGAGCCAGUCUCGCAUUCUGGCCUGGCGGCGCAAAGUCUGUUAAGCUGGACUUGAAGGAGCUCGGAUGGUCGAACAAAGCUGGAACGCUGACGUUUACUUCCGAUCAGCCCGCUUUGUAUCUACUUAGCGCGCAGAAGAAGGACAAGAAGGGCUUGCACUUGACAGUAACGCUCGCGGACCCUACUCAGAAACUCGCUGCUGCCUCCUAUUCUAUCAAGGUUUCGGGCCAGCGCUACAAAGUUAGAGAGGUGGAUGAACAGAGCAAAGGCCUUGAGAAGAGAGGAGAUGGCAGUAUUGGCUUUGGUGUGAAGCUGCCUGCUGGGGGAUUGGCCGGAUCAUCGAUUAGUAGCGAUGUAACCUUGGAGUUGAAUUAG